Cydia strobilella is the source of this 594-nucleotide messenger RNA. Its product is annotated as probable RNA-binding protein EIF1AD. The transcript is spliced from 2 exons. NCBI's taxonomy places the organism in Eukaryota, Metazoa, Arthropoda, Insecta, Lepidoptera, Tortricidae. Bases 124 to 579 code for a protein of 151 amino acids. Gene Ontology annotation, molecular function: RNA binding; translation initiation factor activity. The record is from RefSeq and is a predicted model, not a curated record. Gene Ontology annotation, biological process: translational initiation. Gene Ontology annotation, cellular component: nucleus.
UGUUUCUACAUAUUUAAAAUUAACUUGAUUUCAGUUGUAAACUUAGCUGUUUAGCCGAGAUAUAAGAAGAUACUAUUUUAACUCAAGCUAUUGUUGCAGUGAUUAAUUAUCAUUGUUUACAUCAUGUCGAAAGUUACUAAAAGGAAACAUGUGAUGAAUGAAGCUUUGUGGGACGAUUUUGAACUUCCCAAGGAAAACCAGAGCAUUGUUAAAGUUUUAAAAAGUAUGGGAAACAAUUUGCAUCAGAUAACUACACCAAGCGGAGAAGAAUAUUUAGUAUCUAUGCCAAUAAAAUUCAGAAAAAAUAUAUGGGUAAAAAGAGGAGAUUACACACUUGUGGAACCUAUUCUUGAAGGCAAUAAAGUGAAGGCAGAAAUAGUGAAAAUAAUUAAUAAAGACUCCAUUAAAUAUUACAAAGAAAAUAAUGUUUGGCCUAAGGAGUUUGAAGACAGUAAAAGUGAUGUAAAACAAAACAAUGAUGAUGAUUUGUUUGAAAAUACAAAUAGAAAUAGGAUACAGUAUCAUAGUGAAUCUAGUGAUAAUAGUUCAGACUCGGAGAGAAGUAGUGAUGAAGAAUAAAAAUAUAUUUAUUUA